AUGGCGCCCAAAGGCCCCUACCGGCUUGUUACCGUGAACACCGCGCCUGACCGGGCAAGGAGGCUUGUUGGUCGGAUGGUCGAAGGUCUAAAAGACCAAUAUACCAUUGAGCAUGUUGCAAAUUGCGAAAAAAUUGACGAAGUUGAUGGGAAAGUGAGAGAGUUUCAACCCGAUAUACUCUUCUGCGCGUCAAUGUGGACAAGCGAAGAGGCUGCACAAAUUCAGGCAAUAGCAAGGUCAAUCAAGCCAGGUAUCAAGACUCACGCACUACCUGCUGGUUUUCAGGUCAAGCGAGGGCCGGAUGCAGUGGUGGAAUAUUUGUUGGAGAAGGUGCCUCCAUUGCUGGAGUCAUAA
Neoarthrinium moseri is the source of this 354-nucleotide messenger RNA. RefSeq lists its product as uncharacterized. The coding region runs from base 1 to 354 and encodes 117 amino acids. The transcript is spliced from 3 exons. NCBI's taxonomy places the organism in Eukaryota, Fungi, Ascomycota, Sordariomycetes, Amphisphaeriales, Apiosporaceae. The record is from RefSeq and is a predicted model, not a curated record.